AUGAUCUCGUUCACGGACGAGGACCUGGAUAUGGUGCAAUAUCUGCACGACGAUGCUCUAGUAGUGACCUUGAAGAUUAGAGACUGCCAUGUACGGCAUAUAGUAAUUGACCAAGGCAUCACUUAUGACAUCAUGUACAUCAGAUGUUACACAGAGCGCGACCUUCACAAGGAUGAUUUGGAGCAAUCCGAUAGCCCCAUAGUCAAAUUUAAUGGGAUGUCAACGUGGCCACUAGGAACCAUGAAUUUGGAGAUUCAGGCAGGAACAAAGACUAUAACCACAGAGUUCAUCAUGGUUGACACCUUUUCCCCAUACAACAUUUUCUUGGGAAGGCUUUGGCUAUACGCUAUGAGGGUUGUUCCCUUAACCUUGCACCAACUAUUGUGA
This is a messenger RNA of Camellia sinensis, 387 nucleotides long. RefSeq lists its product as uncharacterized. Lineage: Eukaryota; Viridiplantae; Streptophyta; Magnoliopsida; Ericales; Theaceae. The record is from RefSeq and is a predicted model, not a curated record.